Wallemia mellicola CBS 633.66 is the source of this 1359-nucleotide messenger RNA. Its product is annotated as NTF2-like protein. Gene Ontology annotation, cellular component: cytosol; ribonucleoprotein complex; Ubp3-Bre5 deubiquitination complex. Gene Ontology annotation, molecular function: mRNA binding. The record is from RefSeq and is a predicted model, not a curated record. Gene Ontology annotation, biological process: protein deubiquitination; ribophagy. The transcript has 4 exons. The coding region runs from base 102 to 1301 and encodes 399 amino acids. Lineage: Eukaryota; Fungi; Basidiomycota; Wallemiomycetes; Wallemiales; Wallemiaceae.
AGUUGACACUUGAUUUAUAGUCUGGUUACUUUCCCGUGUAUAUAAAUAUACCAACGAGUGUGUAUAUCAUCAAAUAAGUCGUCUUCUCAUUUCCAGACAGAAUGAACAGCAACGUAAAUAUCAACAAUGGUAAUAGCACUGAACAAACAACUGUAGUAGCAGAAGUCGGAUGGCAAUUCGUUACACAAUACUACAACUACGUAAACGCUAAACCAGAGAAUUUGCAUUACUUUUACAAUAAAGACUCUACUUUUAUACACGGUUUCGAAGAUGGCGACGAGCGCACUUGCUUUGGACAGUCUGAAAUCAAUUCACGCGUCUCUGAGAUUGGAUUCGAAAACUGCAAAGUAUUCGUUCACUCUCUCGACUCACAAUCCUCCGCUGAUGGCGGAAUAUUAGUCCAAGUCGUUGGAGAAAUGUCAAAUAGGAAUGGUCCUUGGAGAAAAUUCGCUCAGACUUUCUUCCUCGCGCAACAACAAUCUGGGUACUUUGUUUUGAAUGAUAUAUUCAGGUAUUUACGCGAUGAUGAUGAAGUUGAUGAGGAGAAACAGCACACUCCAGUCGCAGAUGUAGAGAGUGACCUUAAGGAGACUACAGAGGAUGAAGCUACCAACGGUAUAGCUGCUCCAAAGGUCGCUUCACCUGUACCAGCGGCAAUUGCAUCACCAACACCUCCAGCAGAUGUUCAAACUGGUGAAGCUGAGAAGGUCUCAUCACCUGUGCCAGCCACAGCUACAACAUCAGCUGUUCAGUCGCCAAAGCCUGCUGUAGCUUCUCCAGAGAAGUCUAACCAACCAAAGACUUGGGCAAACCUUGCCGCAUCAAACUCAAAGAAAUGGGGACAAGUUGCACAAGAUAAGGUUUCACCUUCAAUUCAAUCAGCUGCGACUGCUACUUCUCCACGUACCAAUAAGGCCGAUGCAAGCAAACCAUUGAGCCAGGCACAACAAAAUGUGCAAUCAGUCUCACACGCUUUAUGUUUCGUCAAGAACGUUACUGAUCAAGUACAAGGGAAUGAAUUGAGAUCAAUCCUACAAGCAAAGUUUGGAUUAAUUAGAGACGUCGAUGUUGUUAGAACAAAAGCAUGUGCUUUCGUACAGUUCGAUAAAAUAGAAUCAGCAAAGAAAGCUAUCAUCGCUUCUCAUAGUAAAGAUCAAGGUGGUGAAGGUGGUAUUAAAAUCGGUAACCAAACUGUCAUGUUAGAAUCUAGAAGGGAGAAACCAAAGAAUAAUAAGCAAAACCAACAAAAGAAAUCCAGACAAUCAAAUCAACAAUCACAAUCAAAUAGAAAUAAAAAGUAGCAUUCUUAUAUCUAACCUACCAAACUACCUGUCACGCAUAUUUUAUUAUACAUUACGC